UUUACUGUCAAAAACACGAAGUAUAGAGCAACGUAGGUUUUAGCACGUAGUACGAAACAGCUGCUUAGGAUCGUAACUGUGAAUCAAUUUUAACUUAAUUAUACAAAAUGUUGGACUUAUUUAGCAUCUUCAGCAAAGGAGGGAUUGUAUUAUGGUGUUUUCAAAGUACGAGUGAAAUUUUUUCGCCGUCUGUGAAUGCGCUUAUACGGAAUGUUAUCUUACAAGAACGUUCAGGUAACAACACGUUUAAUCAUAAUGCCUUGAGCUUACAAUAUAAGCUCGACAAUGAGUUUGAAUUGGUGUUUGUGGUAGCAUAUCAACGCAUACUGCAACUAUCCUAUGUGGAUAAAUUUUUAAAUGACGUACACUUAGAAUUCAGAGACAAGUACAAGAAUGAAUUGCAAGGCGGCACGCAUAAUAUGGACUUUGAUUUUAAAACCACUUUUGAUAAUGUCCUCAAGCAAUGUGAACAUUGGGCCAAAUCACAAGCUAAGAUUCCAAAGCAAAUGAGGACAUUUGAAGACUCGCAGAAGUCAAAAAAGACUGUGGCAUCUAUGAUAGAACGUAAAGGAGAAGAAAAGAGCAAAAAAUCAGUUAAGAUAGUAGAAAACAAGAGCAUUCCUAACGGCAAAGUAGAGGAAUCUCCUGAAGCCGAUGACGACGUCAUAGCUGCGAACAGAGCCAAGCUCGCUCAAAAACUUUCCGCUAAGACCAAGAAGGAUACGAAGAAAUCACCGAAGAGUCCAAAGACAACGCAGGAGCGCGUGAAGAAGCCCCGCGUGUGGGAGCUCGGCGGCGGCACGCGCGACCUGCCGUCGCUCGACUUCAGCAGCGACAAGGACGCCGCGCUCGCCGAUUACGCCGACCACGCGCCCGACACGCAGUUACUUGGUCAAAUGGCCGGCGCUAUCCGUGACUUGGAGGUGGAGUCCGAUGAGAGCAGUAGCGAGGACGAAGUUGAGCAGACACAUUCCAGUCCUAAGAAGAGUGGGGGCAUGUUUAGUAUAUUUAAAGGUCUGGUGGGUUCAAAGGCUCUGUCAGAAGAAACCAUGCGACCGGUGUUGGACAAGAUGCGCGACCAUCUUAUAGGCAAGAACGUCGCCGCCGAUAUCGCUAACAAGCUUUGUGACUCAGUUUCUGCCAAGCUUGAAGGAAAGGUGCUCGGCACAUUCGAUAGUGUAGCCCGCACGGUGAAGGCGACGAUAACGGAGGCGCUGGUGCAAAUCCUGUCUCCCAAGCGACGUGUGGACAUCCUGCGCGACUGUUUGCACGCGAAGCAGCAGGGCCGACCCUACGUGAUGGCCUUUUGUGGGGUAAACGGCGUCGGCAAGUCCACGAACCUCGCCAAGAUCUGCUUCUGGCUGAUCGAGAACAAACUGUCGGUGCUGAUCGCGGCGUGCGACACGUUCCGCGCGGGCGCCGUGGAGCAGCUGCGCACGCACGUGCGCCGCCUCGACGCGCUGCACGCCGGCUCCGUGCACCUCUACGAGAAGGGCUACGGUAAGGACGCUGCGGGAAUCGCAAUGGAAGCCAUCAAGUACGCCGCCGACUCUAAAAUAGACGUCGUACUAAUAGACACGGCGGGUCGUAUGCAGGACAACGAGCCACUCAUGAGAGCUUUGGCCAAACUCAUUAAAGUCAAUGAGCCAGACCUAGUCCUGUUCGUGGGGGAAGCGUUAGUCGGAAACGAGGCGGUUGAUCAAUUAGUCAAAUUCAACCAAGCACUGGCAGAUCACAGCUCGUCUUCCAACCCUCAUGUGAUCGACGGGAUUGUGCUGACGAAGUUUGACACCAUUGAUGAUAAAGUGGGAGCGGCUAUUUCUAUGACAUAUAUCACCGGACAGCCCAUAGUAUUUGUUGGUACGGGACAAACUUAUACAGAUUUGAAAGCGUUAAACGCAAACGCCGUAGUUCAUGCCCUGAUGAAGUAAUUAUGUUUUAUUUUCAUGUAAAAUUUUGAAAUUUACAGCAUUUUCAAUUAUGGAAAUAUAUAAAAUGGUCACAAUUCGAGAGAUAUUUGAAGAUAUUGUAUAAAAUAAAUUAGAAUUUAUAAUGUUGCCAAGAUAAAUUUCCAUAUAUCAAUAUUAUACCAGUAUUUAUAUUGACAAAUGGGUAAAUAAUAGUGUUUAUUUAGACAAAUAUUUCGUUAAGCAAUAGAUAAUUUGAAAAUACCUGAAUACUUAGUUUUAAAAAUCCUAUCAACUCUCUUAGUAAUACCUUAACUUUAAAUAAUGACAUAUGUAUAUCCUUUUUCAAAAACUAAUCUUUCUCUAUUGUUACGUUAUUUCUUAUAAAAAUAAAGUUGUCUAUUUCUACCAUUUCUAUUAGCUGUUUAGUUUUUCUUCCGCUAAAAAGGUGCUGGUAAAAAUUAAACGGACCCAAAGGUUAGCAAAAAUAUACAUUUUAAAUGCGUAGGAUUAAUUUUUCAGUGCCUUGUCCCAAUAUCGAAUAAAAAACGAAUGCAAUUUUAUAAAUGUCACUGCCUUAUUAUUCAUUUUAAUGAAAA
Messenger RNA from Vanessa tameamea, 2506 nucleotides. RefSeq names its product signal recognition particle receptor subunit alpha homolog (gene SrpRalpha). Gene Ontology annotation, biological process: SRP-dependent cotranslational protein targeting to membrane; intracellular protein transport. The transcript has 10 exons. The record is from RefSeq and is a predicted model, not a curated record. Lineage: Eukaryota; Metazoa; Arthropoda; Insecta; Lepidoptera; Nymphalidae. The coding region runs from base 108 to 1931 and encodes 607 amino acids. Gene Ontology annotation, cellular component: signal recognition particle receptor complex; endoplasmic reticulum membrane. Gene Ontology annotation, molecular function: signal recognition particle binding; GTP binding; ATP hydrolysis activity.